AGGUUUAAACAAGCCCAUGUACAAGAGGCAGAGCCAGAAAAAAAGACUGCGAAUGGAAUUAUUUGAACAGUGUUGAAGGACAAGUUGAUAGGUACAUGUGAUGUUCACGUCUCAAACCUGAUAUCACCUGCACCUUCCAGGUUAACAAGAGAUGUCGACUAUACUCAUGUUGGUCAACUGGGGGAAUCCUUCAAGGACCAGGAUUUUGGACAGAUUAUUCUGCUAGUUGGUAUGACCUGUUGUAAUGUUGUCCUUGAGAAUUUGGUUCAGCCGGGGGCUGCAGAGAUUGAAGUGUUAGGUGGUAACCAUACCCGUCUAGCACUUCAGUCUCUGUUUGAUAAAGGACUUCUGACAUCGCCAAUAGUUAAAGUUAACCUAUACAAGGCACUUCCAAGAACAGAUGCACUUGCUAUUGGAAUGCAACACAAUGUCAUCUUAGAAGAGAAGAAGAAGCCCCUGUCAUUUGUGGACAAAGUGAAACUGAUGAGGGAAUGCAGGCCAACUGAAAUGAUGAAUGUCACUAAAAUUUCUUCAUGGAAGGACAUGCUGUGCAUCAUAUUUCGGGUAGAGUGUAAGAGGAAACUGCAGCAGAGGAUGCCUCAUCAUCUACAAAUGGCACAGCUUCCAGAGGAAAUUUUUGAGAAGGUUCUGAAAGUAAACUCAAAGAAACAAGUGUCUGAGAAGUUCUUUCGGCCAAUGCUGAGAAUGAAUAGCAAUGAUGCUUAUCAUGAAUGCUUGGAUGAUCUGCUAGUAAAUGGUCAGAGUUCAUUUAAGAAAAAAGUGGCAGAUUUUAUUGAGCAAGGAUUUGUUAGAUCAAGAAAGGAAUCUACCACACAAAGUGCAGUGAUGACAGAGUGCUCAGAUGGGGAUAGUGCCUGUGAUGAAAAAGAAAAUAUUGAAACAGAAGAAUUGAAGAAAAUGAUUACGUCAUUGCAAGAAGAAAGAAAUAAGCUACAGAAAAAGUUGGAUCUUCUACAGGAUUACAAGCGUAAGAGAGACUCAGAAGACCCAACUGAGCCAAAACAG
Ruditapes philippinarum (Manila clam) is the source of this 1026-nucleotide messenger RNA. RefSeq lists its product as uncharacterized. Lineage: Eukaryota; Metazoa; Mollusca; Bivalvia; Venerida; Veneridae. The record is from RefSeq and is a predicted model, not a curated record.